This is a messenger RNA of Suncus etruscus (white-toothed pygmy shrew), 1403 nucleotides long. It is a transcript of the gene TMEM59L, whose product is annotated as transmembrane protein 59 like. The record is from RefSeq and is a predicted model, not a curated record. The coding region runs from base 64 to 1101 and encodes 345 amino acids. Lineage: Eukaryota; Metazoa; Chordata; Mammalia; Eulipotyphla; Soricidae. The transcript is spliced from 8 exons.
AUCCUCCGGGCCGCCCAGAGCCAGCGGCGUCCCCGCGCCCCUCGCGCCCGGCUCGGCCCGGCCAUGGCGUCGGCGGCGUCUCUGCCCCCGCCGCUGCUGCUGCUGCUGCUGCUGCUGCUCCGGGCUUCGCCCGCCGCCCCCGCGCCGCCCCUGCGCGACCCCUUCGCCCCGCAGCUCGGGGACACGCAGACCUGCCGCCAGCGCUGCCGCCACCGCUACCCCGGCCCGCAGGCCCCGCAGCUCGAGGACUCCACCGAGUCCCCGCAGAGGAAGCACGGCCGGGCUGCCUUGGUCAGCGCCUGCGAGCGUGGCUGCCGCCUCUUCUCCAUCUGCCGCUUCGUGGCUCGGAGCACCAGGCCCAACGCCACCCAGGCCGAGUGUGAAGCAGCCUGCGUGGAGGCCUAUGUGAAGAUCACAGAACAGCGUGCCUGCAGUGACGGCUGCUGGAACCCGGGCCCAGAGACACAGCCUGACCGCAAGAGGAAGGUCCCUGCAGCCCCCAGAGGGGCCAGCUCACUGCUAGAUCUGGUCUCCAACCUCUGCAACGACCUCGUCAGCUCGGCCCAAGGCUUGGUCUACUCCACCUGGACCUACUAUCUGCAGACCGACAGCGGGAAGGUGGUGGUAUUCCAGACCCAGCCCGUGGUGGAGACCCAGGACCAUGAAGGGGCCCAGAUGCAGCGAGUGGAAGUCACAUGGCGGGGCGGCCACUCUGAAGCCUUGGGGAUGCACGUGGACCCCGCAGGCUCUGAGGACAGAGCCAGGAAGGCCAAGAUCCGAGUGAGGACCAGCAACAAGCCGAAGGCAGAACCAGAGGCCACGCAGGACAACGACUUUCUCAGCUGCAUGUCGCGGCGCUCAGGUCUGCCGCGCUGGAUCCUGGCCUGCUGCCUCCUCCUGUCCGUGCUGGUCUUGCUGUGGCUCAGCUGCUCCACGCUGGUGACCACCCCCGGCCGACACCUCAAGCUCCAGCCCCUGACUCUGGAGCAGCACAAAGGCUUCCUGGUGGAGCCCGACUGGUCCCUGUACGCUCCGCCUUCACCCGCUUUUGAGGACAGCCCCCCGCCCUAUAAUCUGAAGCUGGACCUGACCAAGCUGUAGGUUACUGCCAUCCCCCAAACCCCAAAAAUCCUCGCUGUGCCCUGUGCCCCCCACCCCCAUCCUAGGGAGGGGUGCAUCCUGUCCCUCCCCCCCCCCCCCCCCCGGUUCCCACCAAGCGCUGCUUCUUCUCUCCCAAGUCUUAUUGUUGCCUGAGUAUUAGAAGCCCCAAAGUGUCCGGUUUCCAGCUGGCCCCAUGCUGGGGUUCCAGAGACGCCCCUUUAUCUCGAGUCUCCCCCACACCCCAUGACCCAAGGAAGAACACGCUGGGGGGCGGGUGGGGAAAAAUAAAGUCUACAAAGAUC